Cucurbita moschata (crookneck pumpkin) is the source of this 1925-nucleotide messenger RNA. RefSeq names its product endoglucanase 11-like. The coding region runs from base 130 to 1749 and encodes 539 amino acids. The transcript has 5 exons. Lineage: Eukaryota; Viridiplantae; Streptophyta; Magnoliopsida; Cucurbitales; Cucurbitaceae. Gene Ontology annotation, biological process: carbohydrate metabolic process. The record is from RefSeq and is a predicted model, not a curated record. Gene Ontology annotation, molecular function: hydrolase activity, hydrolyzing O-glycosyl compounds.
ACUUCAACGGGUUUAAAGUGUGAGAAAGCGAGUGGACAAAGAGAGAGAGAGAGAGACUUACUUUUUCUCUCUCCCAUUUCGCUUCCGAAAUCAAUUUCAACGGCAAAGAAGAAGCAAUCAACUCCGUUAAUGGAGGAGGAGAAGACGGCCGCGACGACGCAAUGCUGCCGCCGUGCCGGACCUCCGAAACCUCAGAGAUAUUCUGGCAAACGCCGUCUCUUGAUCUUCCUCUCCUUCUCUGUUCUCUGGAACUUUGCAGCCGGAGCUUUUGAUUACGCUGAUGCUCUGUCCAAGAGCCUCCUCUACUUCGAGUCUCAGCGAUCGGGAAGGAUGCCGUACAACCAGCGCGUCAACUGGCGAGACCAUUCCGGCCUCACCGACGGGCUUGAACAAGGAGUGGAUUUAGUCGGAGGAUACUAUGACGCCGGUGAUCACGUCAAGUUCGGCCUCCCAAUGGCCUUCACUAUAACGAUGCUAUCCUGGAGCGUCAUCGAGUACCGACAAGAAAUUGAAGCCGCCGGUGAAUUAGGGCACGCUCUAGAGGCGAUCAAGUGGGGAACCGAUUACUUCAUCAAAGCGCACACUAGCCCCAAUGUGCUAUGGGCAGAGGUUGGCGAUGGAGAUACGGACCAUUACUGCUGGCAGAGGCCGGAGGACAUGACGACGUCACGACAAGCUUACAAAAUCGACGAGAGGAAGCCGGGGUCAGAUCUCGCCGGAGAAACGGCGGCGUCGAUGGCUGCAGCGUCGAUCGUGUUCAGAAAAACGAACUCACAUUACUCGCACCUGCUGCUCCAUCACGCGCAACAGUUGUUUGAGUUUGGGGAUAAAUUCAGAGGGAAAUAUGACUCAAGUGUGGGAAUAGUGAAGAGCUACUACGCGUCGGUGAGUGGGUAUAAAGAUGAACUUCUAUGGGCUGCGCUGUGGCUCUAUGAGGCCACCGACAAUCCACACUAUCUUGAGUACGUCCUUAACAACGCUCACAGCUUCGGUGGCAUUGGCUGGGCCAUCUCCGAGUUCAGCUGGGACGUCAAGUAUGCUGGCGUCCAACUCAUGGCCUCCAAGUUGCUAAUGCAGGGGAGGCAUAAUAAGAACAAUAAGCAAGCAAAAAUCCUGGAGCAGUACCGAUCAAAAGCAGAGUAUUACCUCUGCACGAUCCUCAACAAGAACAAUGUCAGCAACGUCGAGAGAACUCCGGCCGGCCUUUUAUUCAUCCGCCAGUGGAACAACAUGCAAUACGUCUCUACGGCGUCGUUUCUUCUCACUGUCUACUCCGACUACCUCCGCCGAUCCAACCACCGUCUCAACUGCCACACCGGACCCGUGGAUCACGAAGAGCUUUUUGCCUUUGCAAAACAACAAACGGAUUACAUACUCGGCUCCAACCCAAUGAACAUGAGCUAUUUGGUCGGAUUUGGCCCCAAUUUUCCUACUAGGGUUCACCACAGAGGAGCCUCCAUUAUGUCGCAUAGAGAAAACAAGGCGUUCAUCGGCUGCACACAGGGCUACGACAAUUGGUACGGCCGUGGAGAUCCGAACCCAAACGUCGUCGUCGGAGCGGUGGUUGGCGGCCCCGAUUGCGAAGACAAAUUUUCCGAUGAUAGAGGGAAUUACAUGCAGACCGAGGCCUGCACCUACAAUACAGCGCCGUUGGUCGGCGUUUUUGCUAAAUUAUCAAGUUUGAAGCACCGGAUCCAGGUCGAACCCGAGACGACCCGCUCCUAUAUGCUUCAUACAACAAACAAGUAAGAACAGAACCAAAAUAUUUAUAUAAAUUAUAAAAAUGUGUGGGAAAUGGGGAUUAAAUUUCUCUGAAAUUUAAAAAGAGAAAAAGAGGGUUUAGUUCUUUUGUGUAGCUUCCAUUUAAUUUUGUAUAAUUUAUAUUAUAUAUAGUGAAAGGUAAAGUUCCACAUCUCGUGGCUUUA